This is a messenger RNA of Didymodactylos carnosus, 788 nucleotides long. The record is from the annotation of a GenBank genome assembly. Lineage: Eukaryota; Metazoa; Rotifera; Eurotatoria; Philodinida; Philodinidae.
AACCAAGUGCAGCUGUAACGAAUGAUCUCACUACAGAUGGUCGUACACGAUCUUCAACAGCAACUACCAUAAGUGAAACGGAUUUAAUUUCCAGCACAAUACCUAGUAAUCGUCGUGGACCGUUUCAACAAAAUCCAAAUGUUCAACAUUUAACAUGCUCCAUUGCCGAAGAUGAUAUAAAUUCAAAAUUGAUCGAUGUCGGAAUUAUUUCAUCACAAGACGGAUAUGCAUUUUUAGAUGAAGGAUUAGUUAAAAUUUAUGUUAAACAAUUACUCUCGGCUCUAUCAUGUUUACACGAUCACGGUAUUAUUCACCGUGAUAUUCGGUGUGUGAACAUAUUCUUAAAAGAUACAACAAAAUUACAAAUAAAACUAGGCGAUUUGAAUUUUGUCUACGAUUUUAAAUUUAUGAAACAAAAUCAACAAAAAAUAUCUGAUGAUGUUGCAGAAGUAGAAUCGAUAAGAGAAUCAAUCGCUUUCACAUCUCCAGAAACUAUCACACAAAAUGAAACUACUACAAAGUCGGACAUCUGGAGUCUCGGUUGUAGUCUCAUUCAUAUGUUAACAGGAAGAAUUCCAUGGUCAAAUUACACAGUUGCUAGUAGCGUUUAUUAUUUAACUGUUAAAUAUCGAAUAGCCUGUGGUGAAAAACCACAAAUUCCAGAACAUUUAUCUGAAAAUUGUGUCGAUUUUCUUAAAAAAUGUUUUAUGCAUGAUCCAAAUAAACGACCAUCAUCUGUUGAAUUAGAGAAACAUCCAUUUGUAACAGAAGAAAAGAAGUAUAAAUAA